This is a messenger RNA of Anopheles bellator, 1296 nucleotides long. RefSeq lists its product as uncharacterized. The transcript is spliced from 4 exons. The record is from RefSeq and is a predicted model, not a curated record. Bases 277 to 738 code for a protein of 153 amino acids. NCBI's taxonomy places the organism in Eukaryota, Metazoa, Arthropoda, Insecta, Diptera, Culicidae.
GUGGCAGUAGCUACCCUUCACACUGCAGUGCCGAUGCUCUAGUUACGUAGUCUUACCGUAGAGAGGAUACCGUAGUGCCAAUAACCCUCGGAACGAGACGGGGGUAAAUCGGAUCGGAAAGUCACGCUUUGUGGUCGUGAUAGUGUUUGUGACUUGUGAAGCGACGGUCAGCUUCCAGCAGCACCCAGCGCCUUCCGGAUUCCUUCCGCGUUUCUAUCCUAGUUCUAGUGUUAUACCUGUUUUUUUUGUGGUCCCGUGAGACACCAGGCAGUGAAAAUGCGUUGUUCCGUGUGCAACUACUACUCGUGGAGCUACUUCAUCGCGUUCGGCGAAAUUUUCAUCUCCUUUCACAUCGCCCGAGCCUUCCUGUACUGUGCACGCUCCGCUGCAGCUUCGGAAGAGUUGGGCUGCUAUAAUGUGGAGCCCAUCUUCGUGCUGCUGGUGUUGUAUAACUUGCUGUCACUGCUGCUGAUAGUUGGCGUGACGAAGCGCAACGAGAAGCUGCUCCAGAUCUAUCAGACCUGCACCAUCACGCUCAAAGCAUCGGCCAUCGUGCGAAGGAUAGUGCUGAGUGCCACGGAGUACAACGAGAACAAUGUGGGCAAGACGAUCAUCGAGCUGAAAAUCAUCAUCGUUUUCACGCUCAUCUUCACCCUCGAGGCACUCGUGGUGGCCGGGGCCUGUCGAAAGAUGCGUCGAGAGCAGCAGGAACAACUGUACUACAUCGACGUAGUCUAGUAGGCAUCUCCCAGGGGGGGAGUAUUAGGGACCUCGCCGUGAGGGGUUCCAUAGCAACCGGCUCGGUGACGUCGACACGCGUGUCGGACUGCUUCUCCGUCGUAGACUGCCUGGUAGUAGUACGUUUUGCCAAGAACUUCGGUCCCCGUCUUCGGAUUGAUAAUCUUAACUCCAUCCAUCCCGCGUGUGUCCCCGUAACGGGGGAGGCACCGGGCGUAUACUUUACACACCACUUACACAAACGCACACGCCCGUAUCUUUACAAUUCGAGGUAGCUUGGUGCUGCUUUGUUGGUAGGUGGAACGUGGACGACAUAUUGGACGAUAGAAAGCCAGAGGACGCCAACCCGCAAUUAGCGUAGCGUAACGAUUAGUAACUGCAGUGACUUUGAAAUCAAUCCUUUUGGAAACGAUCCCGUUGAAACGGUGGUGGUGAUUUAUUGUUUCUACUCAGCGCUUUUAUAUAACGAUCAAAAGUAUCAAACAAACAUAAAAAAAAAACAUUGUAAAAAAUAUGCCGACACUCCAAGCAAGCAUUAAGGUGGCCUCGUACGUUCGG